CCCAAAAUAAAGUUCCCAAAAGGUCUUUUAAAACUGUUUUGUCACCCUUGAGAAUGGCAAGGAAGACCAAGGCGGUUACAAAGGAUAUGAAAGAAUCAGAGACUCCUGAUUGUUUGCUUUUUAGUCCUUCAAGAAACAUCACUAAGGCUAACUUUUUGGAUAAGAUGAGCAAGAGAAUCAAAAAGAGAAGCAAUAUUGAGCUUCAAAAAGUUCUACAGCUUCAGAUAAAUAGGAUCAAGAGUUUAUCUCCAAACAGGAGGCUCUAUAGUAAAUAUUCUAAGGUUACUCCCAUAAUUAAAGAAAGCCUGUCAAGGUAUAUAAGCCCAAUGACUAGAAAUCUUCAGAUUAGAAAGUUGUCGAAAGUAAAGAAGGCAAAUGUGGUGUCUAAGCUUGGCAAAAAAUUCACUCCUGCUAGGAAGAUAAAUAUGAAAAUUAUGACUAAGUUAAUUAAGGCCAAGACUAAAGCCAGAAGGAAGAAUCCUUCUAAUUCAAGCCUAUCAAGGAUAUUCGGAGAGCCUGUUUUGUCACCUAUGAGACAUGGAGCUUCGGAAAAUAAGAGAUAUGAAAAUAUUCAGAAUUUGAAGCAUGGGAGUAAUUUUAGCCAAAAUGUACUGACUUCUGAAAAUAUUCAUAAGAGAAAGACGAGGAUGUCUAAUCAGACUUCUAUUGGGAAACAUUUUGAAGUUUAUAGGUCUCUUAGCCCUGAGGAGGGUUCCUUCAAUAUUUUGGAGAAAUACAUUCAAAGUGAUAGUCUGAAAAAUGAAUUGGAUCCAUGACUCUCUGAGCUAACCAUGAACGACACAAGCGUCCUAAUUGAUACUUUCUCUCAGAAAAAGGUGUAUAAUAAUCAUCAAAUAAAAAUAAAAUUUCCCUAA
Messenger RNA from Moneuplotes crassus, 875 nucleotides. NCBI's taxonomy places the organism in Eukaryota, Ciliophora, Spirotrichea, Euplotida, Euplotidae. The record is from the annotation of a GenBank genome assembly.